Messenger RNA from Vespa crabro (European hornet), 843 nucleotides. RefSeq names its product odorant receptor 4-like. Gene Ontology annotation, biological process: sensory perception of smell; detection of chemical stimulus involved in sensory perception of smell. The record is from RefSeq and is a predicted model, not a curated record. NCBI's taxonomy places the organism in Eukaryota, Metazoa, Arthropoda, Insecta, Hymenoptera, Vespidae. The coding region runs from base 1 to 843 and encodes 280 amino acids. Gene Ontology annotation, molecular function: olfactory receptor activity; odorant binding. The transcript has 4 exons. Gene Ontology annotation, cellular component: plasma membrane.
AUGACCUUAACGAAAUAUUGUUUAUUAAUAGUGCAUGAGAAAGAUAUACGAUACUGUUUGAACUACAUGGAAAUCGAUUGGAAAAAUGCGAGAUGUAACAAGGAACGACAAAUCAUGCUCGAUUGGGCAGAUUUUAAUCGUCGUCUUAUUCUUAUUUCGGCGACUUUCGCCUUCGGGGGUGUAAUCAUUUAUCGAUUAACAAUACCAUUGGUCUCACCAAGAAUCGUUAUAGGUAAUUUGUCCUUUAGACCAUUAGCAUAUCCCAUUUCCAAGUUCGUCAUGGAUACUCGUCAAAGUCCAAUGAACGAAAUUAUGAUCUGUUUGCAAUGUUUGGCCGGUCUCAUCAUGAGCGCAAUUACGGUUGGAUCUUGUAGCAUGCUUACCGUAUCCACUAUGCAUGCCUGUAGUCAGCUGAAAAUUUUAAUGUCCUGGUUAAAUUAUCUCGUAACAAAACGACCCAACGAAACUAACGAUACCGAGGAAAGAUUGGGCAACAUAGUUAAACGACACGGAUGGCAAAAUGGCAAUCAUAGCAUAUGUUCAAUGCAAAACAUUACUUAUACAACCUUAAUAUUAUCUUUCGGAUACAAUAUAUUUAUAUUUUGUUACGUCGGUGAAAUACUCGCCGAAGAGUGCAAAAAGGUAGCUAAGGAAGCUUACAUGAUCGAUUGGUAUCGACUUAAAGGUCGAAAAGGUCUCAGUCUCUUAUUAAUUAUCGCUAUGUCUUCAUCGUCAAAUAGAUUAACCGCUGGAAAAUUCGUCGAAUUAUCAAUCAGCAGUUUCGGUGACAUGGUAAAAACAUCAUUUGCGUAUUUGAAUAUGCUUCGUACGUUGACUUCCUAA